Molecule: messenger RNA, 2364 nt
Organism: Micromonas pusilla CCMP1545
Lineage: Eukaryota; Viridiplantae; Chlorophyta; Mamiellophyceae; Mamiellales; Mamiellaceae
Exons: 2
Coding region: 1-2364 (787 amino acids)
Biological process (GO): RNA processing
Molecular function (GO): RNA binding; nucleotidyltransferase activity
Source: RefSeq, a predicted model, not a curated record
AUGCGCGAGGUCCGCCAGAUCUCGUCCGCUUCUUUUCCGGCAGCGCAGCGGCAGCGGCACUCUCUCGAUGAUGAUUCGUUCGCUCAGUGCGAGGCGCGCGCGCGAGAGGUCGCGAUGAGACGCGCGGCGGUCGCCGCCGCGGGGCUGUUCCCGCGCGCGAGGCGAGGCGCGCUCGUCGCGUCGUCGUCGUCGGCGGCGGCGGCGGCCGCGGCCGCGCUCGAUGGCGUCGCGGACGCGAUGACGUCUGUUAGGGGGGCGAGCGGCGGCGUCGAUCGCGUCGACGCGAACUUCGACGCGAGGCGGACGACGAGAACGCUGACGACGUCGACGUCGACGGCGCGACCGACGGCGGGGGCGACGCCGCGGCCGUCCGCGCGCGACGACGAGCGUCGUCUGUCGGCGUGGCGCGCGCGGCGAUCGCGCGGCGCGAGCACGAGCGCGACGACCGCGCGAGGAGACGCGGCGGAAGCGGCGUCGUCGUCGUCGUCGUCGGACGCGCUCGCGCUCGCGAAGUCGCUGCCCACGAGCGGCAAGCUGCGACGCAUGCGCGUCGGCGAAGUCCGCGAGCUCCUCUCCGCGAUCGGCAUCGACGCGGCCGGGAAGAAGGACCACCUCGUGCGUCGCCUCGAGGAGCACCGCGCGGCGGCGGCGGCGGCGGCGGCGGCGGCGACGAUCGACGACGAAGACGAAGUCCUUAAGGAACGGCGUUCACCACGCGAACGCGGUCGUAUGGGAACCGGUCACGACGCCGUCGACGAAGACCUUCGCGACGAUGACCGUCGCGACGCCGCGGGCGCGGGCGCGGAGGACGCCGCAGCGGGGAUGCCGACGCGACGGCGGCACCCCACACGGCACCCCACACGGCACCCCCCCCUGGGUCGGCGCGACCUCGGAUACGACGACGUCGUCCUCUCGCCGAGCGAACACGGCGUCGACGCCGCGUCUCUCCCGAAGAGCGUGCGCAAGAUCGCGGAGCGGCUGAGCAAGCGCGCGGACGGCGCGCGGACGUUCGUCGUCGGCGGCGCCGUGCGCGACCUCCUCCUCGGGAAGACGCCCAGGGAUUACGACCUCGUCACGAACGCGACGUGGCGAUCCAUCAAAAAGGUGCGAUUUCCUUACACUGGACUUUUGCCGUCGUCUCUCUCCGCUCACACCACGCUUUCAAUCCCCGCCAUCGGCGCCUUUCAACUCCGACUGACGCCUUUGAACUCCACCCGUGGCGUCCAACCGCGGCGAUCCGUCAAAAAGAAUCUGCCGUGCCUCAUCGUCGGCAGGCGCUUCCGCGUCGCGCACGUGCGACGGCACGACGACGAGAGCGACCCGCGCGCGUACCACGAGCUCGUCGCGAUGGAGGAGCACGAGCGCGUGGGGCUGGCGCGGCGGGAGGGGAGGAACCCAGCGAAGGAGCUGACGGCGUGGCAGAUGAAGCACGGCGAGAUGCCGGCGAGGAGGAGGAGGAAGACGCGGGCGGGGGAACGGUGGAGGAUGACGACGGCCGACGCCGACGACGAGGAGGAGGAGGAGGAGGACGACGACGAAGACGACGAGGAGGAGAACGCCGAAGACGAUGACGCCGAAGACGACGACGAAGACGAAGUAGUGGAGGAGAUGAAGAUGGAAGAUAUGGAAGAGUUGGAAGAGAUGGACGACGGGCUCGACGACGACGAGCGGUUCCUCGACCGCCUUCGCGACAACGCGUACGCGCGCGAUUUCACGCUCAACGGGCUGCUCUACGACGUCCAGAGCGGGGAGCUGUACGACUUCGUGAACGGCAUCGACGACAUCAGGAACCAGGUCGUUCGGUCGAUAACGCCCGCGAACGAGGCGUUUCAGGAAGAUCCCGCGCGGAUGGUGCGCGCGAUUCGCGUCGCCGCGAGGCACGACUUUCGCCCCGCGCCCGAUCUCGUCUCCGCGAUUCGUGCCAACGCGCGCCUCGUCCGCGCCGAGCCUCCCGCGCGGAUGGCCGCGGAGUUGCUGACGGUGUUAUCGUGCGGGUACGCCGCGCGCGCGGUGCGCGUGCUGUGGGAGUGCGGUCUGUUGGAGCAUCUGAUGCGCGAGCACGCGUCCUACAUCGCGCGCGCGGUGGGGGACCCGACGAAGUCUCUCGUCGUCGCUGGCGCCGCCAGAGGCGGGGGAGCCGAGGGCGCGACGAACGACGUCUCUUCCUCGAUGCAGCUGCAGCGCGCGACGGACGUGCUCUUCGAACGCGAUCCGCUGUUCCGCGUCCUCGCCGCGCUCGACGCGCGGCACUCGCCGUCGAGCCCCGCGAGCGAGGCUAUGGUGUGCGCGUGCCUCGCCGCGCCGCUCGCGAUCGCGGCGCGUUCUCCUCACACUGGUCCCCAUACGACCCGGUUCGCGUGGUGA